AUGUCUCAUAAGGGGGCACAUGAAAUUGCUUUCAGGACCGAUAUUGCGCCCUGCAAAUCGGGCGCACAAUUGCGUGCCUAUAUGCAAGAUGUAUCAGGCAAAAUCCGUGAAACUCUAUACGAUGAUGGAUGGACGAAGGGAACAGAUAAGGAUUCAAUUGCCACCGCGAAACUUAGUUCUCCUAUAUGCUGUGCCACGAAAGAACCGAAGAUGUUUCGUGUGUAUUAUCUGUCCGUGGAUAAUAUUUUGAAAGAGGUCGCUUGCGAUGAUGGCAAUAAAUGGUACGAGGGUAGCAUGGGCAAAAGCAAAAUUACGGUUGCGCCUUACUCAAAGCUUGCUGCUUGCUACCUGGAGGGACAGGAUAUGAUGCUCCGAGCCUACUGUCAAAUGCCGGAUAAUAGCAUUCAGGAGUUCGGUUAUGAUAAUGACAAGGCUGGUUGGAAGAAGAUGCAAAGUCUGGGUACUGCCAUGCCAGGUACAGAAAUUUGCUGCACGUCUUUCAAGAUGUCGGACAUGUCUAUUCGUGUUUACUUUCAAGACAUGAACGAUGGCAUUAUUGAAAAUGCUACGAUAACAACAGGGGCUGAUAAGGUGGGAAUUCGUCUGUUCUAUGCUACGUCCAACCGCCUCCUCGAAAUGACUUUCGAUGGGAAGAGGUGGAACGACGGUAAUUUCCACGUUAACUGCAUUCCGGGAACCGAAAUGUCUUGCCUCAGCUGGGGUGGUGGAAAUAAUAUCAACAUGAGGGUCUACUUCCAAAAGGGGGAGCAAAUUACUGGCAUCUCGGAAUGGGUGUGGAACAAGGGGACCUGGAACCCUGAGCGCCUUGCUCUUCCCCCUGCUUAA
Molecule: messenger RNA, 846 nt
Organism: Penicillium riverlandense
Lineage: Eukaryota; Fungi; Ascomycota; Eurotiomycetes; Eurotiales; Aspergillaceae
Gene: fleA
Product: fucose-specific lectin FleA
Exons: 6
Coding region: 1-846 (281 amino acids)
Source: RefSeq, a predicted model, not a curated record